This is a messenger RNA of Lottia gigantea (owl limpet), 384 nucleotides long. RefSeq lists its product as hypothetical. The record is from RefSeq and is a predicted model, not a curated record. The coding region runs from base 1 to 384 and encodes 127 amino acids. The transcript has a single exon. NCBI's taxonomy places the organism in Eukaryota, Metazoa, Mollusca, Gastropoda, Lottiidae. Gene Ontology annotation, molecular function: protein homodimerization activity; protein heterodimerization activity. Gene Ontology annotation, cellular component: mitochondrial outer membrane. Gene Ontology annotation, biological process: intrinsic apoptotic signaling pathway in response to DNA damage; extrinsic apoptotic signaling pathway in absence of ligand; regulation of apoptotic process.
AUGACGUUCAAGGUACGAUUAAAACCUUCAGAUGAUGAACUCUCUAAUUUUGUGGCAACUGCUGGUGAAACAUUGGAAAAACACUACCCUCAUGUUUAUUCGGAUGUUAGUCGGAAAAUGGCAACGACUAUGAGUUCACCUGAGGUGGUGAAAUCAGCUAUAACUACAAUAUUAGAAGCAAUAUUUCGCUGUGAUAUAAACUGGGGAAAACUAUUAUCAUUAUUAGCAAUAACAAGUUCAUUUGCCUUGGAGUGUGUUUUACAAGGUCAUGCUGAAUAUGUGGACAAUCUAGUAGAGUGUGUAGUGUAUUUUGUAUCCUAUAAUAUCAAUGAAUGGUUACAGGUACAAGGCGGCUGGGUAGGUAUAUUAUUACUUAUAAGCUAG